Bursaphelenchus xylophilus (pine wood nematode) is the source of this 2262-nucleotide messenger RNA. The record is from the annotation of a GenBank genome assembly. Lineage: Eukaryota; Metazoa; Nematoda; Chromadorea; Rhabditida; Aphelenchoididae.
AUGUCCUCCCUCCCCGAGCAUGAAGAAAAUAAAGUGGAGAAAAACACCGAAGACUCAUACUGCAGCGAUUUUACACAGUCCAGCUCAGACACUGAUUCUUCAUCUGCAAGUGACUAUGAAUACGGUGAAACUUUUGUUUAUGAAAUCUCGGAGACUGCGGCAAGGUUUAUCCGAAAGAACUUUGGCUCCGAAGUCGACUAUCAUCUGACUCGGGAUGAUGAGAAAUGGACUUGCGAAUUGAUUACGACUCCUGACAAUGAGGAAUUCCAUAACUUGGUGUUUGCCGAUCUAGACGCAACGUUGAACACAUGGCCAUUUGGAAUGCUGGCAAAGAAGCUGGCAAAAGAGACGGAAGAGGCGUUUCAGACGUGAGUGAAUUUUUGUUGGUUGAAUUUUUACUCAACUUUCCUGUCGUAUUAUCUUUAAAUGUGAUUAUCAGUCUGUCGGGAAAACAACGGCGGGUCGUCGCAGAAAAAUGUUUACGCUGUGAGGAAACAAAAGUUUUCUUUCUACUAUGCAGUUUCUUGAUUUUUGCAACGUGCAGAUUUAUUCUCCCUGACUUGAGGUUUGCACUGUUCGAAAUGAAGAUAAUGCACAGUGCGUUAGCGCGUUGCAUUUGAUGAUAAAAUAUCAGUCUGUCGGGAAAAUUGUGAGUGCAAUGUCGCUGUGUCAAUCGCGGCGAAAAUCAAUGAGCUUUGCCGCGAGGAAAGUUCUUUUUCUUGGCGGAGAUGCAAUUUCCUAUGCGACUGAGUGCUCCAACGGCAAACAACGUUUCAUUUUUCAUCCGGGAAGGGACUAAAUGUCUCCAAACCCUUCCCUUCUCUAAGCUAAAACACCCCGCUUUGAAGAGCCCGCCUUGAAGGAAAGGGCGCGUUUUUCAAAGCGGAGUUUUUUUAGCUUAGAGAAGGGAAGGGUUUGGAGUCAUUUUGGUCCCUUCCGGGAUGCAAAAUCUGACGUUUUUUUGCCAUUGGAUCAGGUCCCUCACUGUAUUUUCCCGACAGACUUGUCGCACGGAAAUAUGUAAAUACAAACUCGGCUUUUCAUUUUUAGGCUGUUCAUGGACAAUGUAGACAGGUUGCUGAUGAUUAUCGAGUUUUGCAACCUAUUUGAAAACAAUGCGUCUUCAAGCUUGGAAGAAGUGGAGGCUCUCCUUGAUGACGAAACUAAAAUCAAAGCUCUUGAACUGCAUCUUCGAGAAGCUUUGGAGCUGCAAGAUUACUUGGAGCUUGACGUACAGGGAUUUGUAGAGCAGCUGAAAACACUGUAUCAAGAAGAGGAUCGAUGGCGUAAAGCUGGACCUUUUUUGGCGGAGAAACAAACUGCUCGGCUGGUGUAGGUUUUUUGGUUUUUCAGUUUGUCGGGAAAAUAAUGCGGACUUGUCGCAGCAAAAUUCCUUGUCUUGUCGCUGUCGCGCACCAAAUCCCCGGCUUUGGCAAAGCUUCGCAAUGUGAUGAUGGACGAUUUUGAGGCACGAAAAAUCCAUAUUAUUUACCCGACAGAUUGAUAUUAUACAGUAUUGUACUAUCAGUUAUUAUACUAUCAGUCUGUCGGGAAAAUAAUGUGGAUCUGUAGCGAAGUACCGAAGGGCGAUUUUAAGGCAUAACAAAUCCACAUUAUUUUCCCGACAGACGCACAUUAAUGCUCUGUGCAAAAACGAAAAAAGUGUCCAUGCACUUUAUGAAAAUAACAUAUUGAUAUGCAACAUUAUUUGCAGGCCCUUCCUCGUUGCUGCUGCUCUAGACUUGGACAAAAGUGACGUUUUAAGUCUACGUUUGGUUUCGAAAGAAUUCAAGGAAAAAGUCGACUAUUCGUUGGUCGACAACAUGUAUGUGCAAUCGCGGUUCUACAAAAACAACUUUGGAAUUGUUGAGUCAAACGACACGCGGUUUGUGGUGAGCUAAAUUUGUUCCGUGCACUUUAUGAAAAUACGAAUAGUUUUGUCGCAAUUUGGAGAAAUCUAAAACCUUUAUUUUCCAGAAAAUUGCCAACCUCUUAACGGGUAAAUCAAUACUUCACUGCGACAAGAAUACUGCCAAGAAAUUAUCGCCAAUCGUUUCCAUUUCUUCCGACAAUGAUUUGUCAUAUCUUUAUCAAUCCGAAGCCGGUGAAGAGCUAGCGCUUGCUCUGAAGCAGACUCCCGAAUCAUCUUUCAUUGGCCCACUUGAACAUGAUGUUUCUGGUGAGAAAUGGAGGCUGAUUCAAGGCACAUUGAAGCACGAGGCUUUUGAGGAGAUUUUUCGAAAAAUUAUUCAGCUUGAAUAG